AUGACGAGCACAACCACCUCAAACGGUCAUCCACCAUCAUGGCUCACCUCACUUGCCCCGUCCAACGCAGCAUGCAUUCAGCGCUUGCUCGCACUCCCGCCUGCACCCUCAUUCACGCACGUUCCCACACGUAAGCAAGCCGCCGUCGCCGCGAUCCUCUACGAGUCCUCCUCCACCAAACAGCUUCGAGUGAUCAUGUCCACGCGUGCCCUGCACCUGCGCUCGCAUCCGGGCCAGGCAUCGCUCCCUGGCGGGAAAGUCGACGGUACAGACGCCGACGUCGUUGAAACCGCUCUGCGCGAAAGCGUCGAAGAGAUCGCACUACCCGCCGAGCUGGCGGUACACCUGCACACGGGCUAUCCGUUUCUCAGCAAGAUGGGUCUGCUCGUGCAUCCCGUAGUCUUCUUCUUGAGGGGUGUGGGCGAUGAGGUGUUGCGCAAGUUGGUGGCGUCGCCGUCAGAGGUAGCGGAUAUCUGGUCGUUCCCGUUGCAGGCUGUGCUGUCGUCGACCGCGCCUGAAGGCCUCGAGCUGUCACCUCCGCAAAGCGUGGACAAGCAUAGACCGCCCCAAGAGGCGUUCAGAACGUACACGGAUAUCCCCUGGCUCGGUUCGAAGUACCGCCUGCACCGCUUCCGAUCGAGUCGCCAGCUGAUCAAAGGCUUGACCGCCGACGUGCUCAUCAGUGUCGCUCAGAAGGCGUAUGGUCGCAAGGCCGCGUAUGCAGUGGAUGCGGAGGGGCAGAGAAGCUGGGCGGAGAUGGUCGAGUUGGUAGUGCGCAAGUAUAUGGGUCCCCAGAGGGCCGAGCAGCGAUGGGGCGACGGAGAGAGCGGCGAUGUGCAGGGCAGCUCCGAGGCGUACGAGACGCAUAUAGGGUACGAUGACCAACGAGAAGCGCUCAGGGAGGAAUUGGAACAGGAUGUGAGUGUCUAG
Molecule: messenger RNA, 930 nt
Organism: Sporisorium graminicola
Lineage: Eukaryota; Fungi; Basidiomycota; Ustilaginomycetes; Ustilaginales; Ustilaginaceae
Exons: 1
Coding region: 1-930 (309 amino acids)
Biological process (GO): coenzyme A catabolic process
Molecular function (GO): acetyl-CoA hydrolase activity; coenzyme A diphosphatase activity
Source: RefSeq, a predicted model, not a curated record